This is a messenger RNA of Rhinolophus ferrumequinum (greater horseshoe bat), 4702 nucleotides long. It is a transcript of the gene ASAP2, whose product is annotated as ArfGAP with SH3 domain, ankyrin repeat and PH domain 2. Bases 108 to 3131 code for a protein of 1007 amino acids. The record is from RefSeq and is a predicted model, not a curated record. Gene Ontology annotation, cellular component: cytoplasm. Gene Ontology annotation, molecular function: protein binding; GTPase activator activity. Gene Ontology annotation, biological process: positive regulation of GTPase activity. NCBI's taxonomy places the organism in Eukaryota, Metazoa, Chordata, Mammalia, Chiroptera, Rhinolophidae. The transcript has 29 exons.
GCGGGCGCGGCGAAGGCGGCGACAUCCGCGUGGCCGGUCGGAGCCCGCGCAGCGGCUGAGGCGUUGGCUCCCCCGCGGCCGGCCGCUCGCGCCCGCGCGCCGUGGCGAUGCCGGACCAGAUCUCCGUGUCGGAAUUCGUGGCCGAGACCCAUGAGGACUACAAGGCGCCCACGGCCUCGAGCUUCACCACGCGCACGGCGCAGUGCCGGAACACCGUGGCGGCCAUCGAGGAGGCUUUGGACGUGGACCGGAUGGUUCUUUACAAAAUGAAGAAAUCCGUGAAAGCGAUAAACAUCUCUGGGCUGGCUCAUGUGGAAAAUGAGGAGCAGUACACCCAAGCUCUGGAGAAGUUUGGCGGCAACUGCGUGUGCAGGGAUGACCCGGACCUGGGGAGCGCGUUCCUGAAGUUCUCGGUGUUCACAAAGGAGCUGACGGCACUUUUCAAAAACCUGAUUCAGAAUAUGAACAACAUCAUCUCCUUCCCUCUGGACAGUUUGCUGAAGGGGGACCUGAAAGGAGUGAAAGGGGAUCUGAAAAAGCCUUUUGAUAAAGCUUGGAAGGACUAUGAAACCAAAAUAACCAAAAUAGAAAAGGAGAAGAAGGAGCAUGCCAAGCUGCACGGCAUGAUCCGCACUGAGAUAAGUGGGGCUGAGAUCGCCGAGGAGAUGGAGAAGGAGCGGCGAUUCUUCCAGCUGCAGAUGUGCGAGUAUCUGCUGAAGGUCAAUGAAAUUAAGAUUAAAAAAGGAGUGGAUUUACUUCAGAAUCUGAUCAAAUAUUUUCAUGCGCAAUGCAAUUUUUUUCAGGAUGGACUAAAGGCAGUUGAAAGCCUCAAACCUUCCAUUGAGACACUUUCCACAGAUCUUCACACAAUCAAACAGGCCCAGGAUGAAGAAAGAAGGCAGUUGAUACAGCUCCGGGAUAUUUUGAAAUCAGCAUUGCAGGUUGAACAGAAAGAGUCUAGGAGAGAUUCCCAGCUUCGCCAGAGUACAGCCUACAGCCUUCAUCAGCCUCAGGGAAACAAAGAACACGGGACCGAGCGCAACGGCAACCUCUACAAGAAAAGCGACGGGAUCCGAAAAGUGUGGCAGAAAAGGAAAUGUUCAGUCAAGAAUGGUUUUCUGACCAUAUCCCAUGGUACUGCUAACCGGCCUCCUGCAAAACUCAACCUACUAACGUGUCAAGUGAAGACCAACCCUGAGGAGAAAAAAUGUUUUGACCUUAUUUCACAUGACAGGACGUACCACUUCCAAGCUGAAGACGAGCAGGAAUGUCAAAUAUGGAUGUCCGUGCUACAGAACAGCAAAGAAGAAGCCCUAAACAACGCCUUCAAGGGUGACGACAACACGGGAGAAAACAACAUCGUCCAAGAGCUGACCAAGGAGAUCAUCUCCGAAGUGCAGAGGAUGACGGGCAACGACGUGUGCUGUGACUGCGGGGCCCCAGAUCCCACAUGGCUUUCCACCAACCUGGGCAUUCUGACCUGCAUCGAGUGUUCUGGAAUCCACCGGGAGCUGGGCGUUCACUACUCGCGGAUGCAGUCCCUGACAUUAGAUGUAUUAGGAACGUCAGAGCUGCUGCUUGCCAAGAAUAUUGGGAACGCAGGCUUUAAUGAGAUUAUGGAGUGUUGCCUUCCAGCUGAGGACCCGGUCAAACCCAACCCAGGCAGCGACAUGAAUGCCAGGAAAGACUACAUUACUGCCAAGUACAUUGAGAGGAAAUAUGCAAGGAAAAAACACGCGGAUAACACGGCAAAACUGCACAGCCUGUGUGAGGCCGUCAAAACAAGAGAUAUUUUUGGGUUACUCCAGGCAUAUGCUGAUGGUGUGGACCUUACAGAAAAAAUUCCACUGGCCAAUGGACAUGAGCCAGAUGAAACCGCCCUCCACCUUGCAGUCAGAUCCGUGGACCGGACUUCUCUUCACAUUGUAGACUUUUUAGUUCAGAACAGUGGGAACCUGGACAAACAGACAGGGAAGGGCAGCACGGCCCUGCAUUACUGCUGCCUGACGGACAACGCUGAGUGCCUCAAGCUGCUCCUGCGGGGGAAGGCCUCCAUCGAGAUAGCUAAUGAGUCAGGAGAGACACCCCUGGAUAUUGCCAAGCGCCUCAGGCAUGAGCACUGUGAGGAGCUGCUGACCCAAGCCUUAUCUGGAAGGUUCAAUUCUCACGUUCACGUCGAGUACGAGUGGCGCUUGCUCCAUGAAGACCUGGAUGAAAGCGAUGAUGAUAUGGACGAGAAACUGCAGCCCAGUCCCAGUCGGCGAGAAGACCGGCCCGUCAGCUUCUACCAGCUGGGCGCCAACGCUGCGUCUCUGGCCAGAGACACUGCCAGCCUGGCCAAGGAGAAGCAGAGGAGCUACGUGCCCAGCAUCUUGCAGAACGAGACGUAUGGCGCCAUCCUGAGCGGCAGCCCGCCACCCUCCCAGCCUGCGGCCCCCAGCACCACCAGCGCCCCCCCACUGCCCCCACGGAAUGUUGCCAAAGUUCAGACAGCCGCCUCCGCUAACACCCUGUGGAAGACAAACUCUGUAAGUGUGGACGGUGUAAGCAGGCAGCGAUCUUCGUCAGAUCCGCCAGCUGUCCAUCCACCGCUGCCCCCUCUUCGCGUGACAUCUACCAAUCCCUUGGCUCCCACGCCACCGCCUCCGGUAGCAAAAACGCCCAGUGUGAUGGAAGCCUUGAGCCAGCAGAACAAGCCGGCCCAGCCUGGGGUCCCACUGGGCAAAGCCACCCCCCCACCCCUGCCACCCCAGCCACCCAGCCGUCUCCCGCAGAAGAGGCCUGCGCCCGGGACUGACAAGACGAGCCCACUGGUCAACAAAAGCCAGCCAAGAGGACCUGCAGUGGAUCUCUCGGGAACAGAAGCUCUGGGUCCUCUGUCCAACACCGCGGCCAUGCAGCCCCCAGCGCCCAUGCCCAGGAAAUCACAGACAACCAAGCUGAAGCCGAAGCGGGUUAAAGCCCUCUACAACUGCGUGGCUGACAACCCAGACGAGCUGACAUUCUCUGAGGGGGACGUGAUCAUCGUGGAUGGGGAGGAGGACCAAGAGUGGUGGAUUGGCCACAUCGAUGGAGAUCCCAGUCGCAAAGGAGCCUUUCCUGUAUCUUUUGUGCACUUUAUUGCCGACUAAAUUGCUACUGACACCUAACGGUUGUUAUGUUCCUGUUUUCGUUAUGGGUACCCAAACUCUUGCCAAAUAACCAGUUUCGUGGAUUGCACGGUAGCCCACUUUCUCUAAUGCCACUGUUCUGUUUUUAAAACUCAAAGGCAAUUUAUAUAGAUAAGUGAAUUGUUUUUAUAAUUUGUGAUUUUCAUGAAACAUUACUAUACUUUCAUUGGGAAAAACAGAAUUUCCUAAAGGGUGAACUGCAAAGUUAUUUUAACUACAUAAUCAAGAUCUUGAAUCUGCAGAAUUAGGUAAACCGAGAAACAUGAGUAUUGGAUAGAAAUUCUUCCUGCGUCCCUUGGCCCAUUUCUGAAGUUGGUGACCCUUAGCGUCAUUAUUGUUUUAGGAAGCCAGUCAAGUGUUGCUUCACAAGUCCCUGACCAGCCUGGACUUUUGAGAUAAAAUGCUAUCAGUUCACCAUUCAAGGCAUUUUUUUAAGAAGCUAUCUUUAAAGAUUUCCUUUGAAAUCCACCCAACAUUUAUUUAAAGCAAUUUGGAAAUUUACACAUUAGCGUUGUACUUUCCAACCCUAAUUUGUGACGUUGCAACUAUCAUUGUAUUCUGCAUGUGUGUAUAACCUAUUGUGAACAAUCCUACUUAACAAAACUACCAAUAGUUUACUAGGGCAUACGGUAAAAUAGCAGUUAAUUCAGUUCCAGGUUAUAUAAAACUGUAUUUCCUGAAUUUGGUUAAAAACUAAGGAUGAUGGAUUGCAAAGCAGUUCUUUAUACUCGUUUGUAUGCUUUAGGUGUGUUGGAGUUUGCCUUCUUGAACUUCAUCACACAGAUAAGAACCCUGGUGCAGCCCCCGCUUAUUACCACCUACGUGCUAUUUCCUGUUGAGUGUACGUACCACUGCCUCCCCUUUCUAGCUCAUGAGAAUGUUUGCUCACUUUAGCAUCUUGUAUUUAUAUAAUAUACCAACAGGAAUGGUAGUUACACUGUCUUAAACUUUAAUCUGUCCAUUUGUUUGUAAUCAAGAGCAUAUCAGAAAUCUGUAGGUCCCAGGUAAUACCUCCAGAACAUCCAGCUUUACUAUUGAUGUCCAUCAUGUCAUUCUUAAACUUAAGCUACUAGGGCUAGGGGGAUUAGGUUGUAUAUGAUAAAAUUGAAAUUCCUUAGUUUCAUGAACUUGACUGUCAUACCUCUAUUUAGUCAUUGUGAGCCUAAGUUCAUAGGAGGAAUAUUGGAAAUUUUGGCAUUCUCUGAUAAUAAAUAGGCAUAUAAUGUUCACUUGGAUUUUUACCAAAAGUAAAGGAAUAAAUUUAAGUAUAGGCUUGGAAAGUGAGGUGAUGAUGCUUUUUAUUGCAUUUGUUAUGAUGGUACAUUUGAUUGAAGCAGCCUGUCUUUAUUAUGCAAGACUCUAGUAAGUGUAGAGUUUUUGUUUUUGUUUUAAUUGCAUUGUAUGUUUUGUUGCUAUUAUAAAGAAGACUGAACAAACUGGAAUGUUUUAUGAUGUUGUAUGGCAACUGCUUUUUGCCUUUCAAAGUUCCGGGUAGACAUCUGUAAUUAAAGUCUUUUUUUUAAAGCACUACA